Talaromyces marneffei is the source of this 888-nucleotide messenger RNA. RefSeq lists its product as uncharacterized. The coding region runs from base 1 to 888 and encodes 295 amino acids. Gene Ontology annotation, cellular component: nucleus. The record is from RefSeq and is a predicted model, not a curated record. Lineage: Eukaryota; Fungi; Ascomycota; Eurotiomycetes; Eurotiales; Trichocomaceae. Gene Ontology annotation, biological process: U6 snRNA 3'-end processing. The transcript is spliced from 3 exons. Gene Ontology annotation, molecular function: 3'-5'-RNA exonuclease activity.
AUGGGACUGGUUGAGUACUCCGACUCGUCUGCAGACAGCGAAGCCGAAGCGCCACUCCCGCCAAAGAAAAGGCAGCGAACGGAGAAUAACCCGAUCAAGGAGACGCUCCCUGCGCUUCCCACUGCUUUUCACGACCUCUAUGCCUCGAGCAUUCGUGUUAGUGUACGAGAUGAUCCCAAUUUACAUGGGGGUCGGAAACGUGUUAUCCCUCAUGUAGAGGGGAAUUGGCCCACACAUAUAUACCUUGAGUGGUACCCGCGACGGGAUGAGUUGGCUGUACUCGCAGAUGUUCUCUCAAAAUGUGAGGCGGAAUCAAACCAUGGCACAUCCAAAAUUUGCAGUCUUCUGUAUAGUGAACUGGGCGUUCAACUACCAUUGCACGUCUCACUGUCAAGACCAGUAGUCCUCAGCACGGACCAGAAACAGCCUUUUAUAGAGGCUUUUGAACAUGCCAUUAAAGCAUCCAACACAAAGCCGUUUACUGUUGUUCCAGAUACAUUAGACUGGGUAUCAAACACAGAACGAACACGCUGGUUCUUGGUGAUAAGACUCGAGAAGCCCAAGGACGACAAUUUGAAUAGAUUGCUACGGAUUUCGAAUCGAAUACUGGACUCAUACGGCCAGCCGCCGUUGUAUGCGACCGAAAUAGGAGCAACGAAUAGGUUAUUGAAGCACGAUAAAACUAAACCUCCCGUGGCAGAAGUCGACGAUUAUACCAACUGCUUCCACAUCUCACUUGCAUGGAGUUUGACGGAACCGUCUUUGGAGGAACAACAACGAGUAUCAAGUAUUGCUCUGGAUGAAAUGGCUUCGUUAGAAAUAAACUUCAGCAGCGUCAAGGCGAAGAUUGGGAAUGUUGUACAUAGUCUGAAUCUAGCAUCAUCGUGA